GACCAAGGAUUCGUAAUGGCGACGGUGUCGACGAUGGUGAUGUCGGAGUGUCAACUCGGGAUUGCAGGCGGUGGUGUCGGAUUGAACGCAUUCAGCGAGGCAGGGGGAGGAGGUAGUGGUCACAAUGGUUCUGGAUCGGUCCAGCCGCCUUGGAACAGGAGUCUAGAGAGAGCGUUGGAGGAAGCCGCUGCGACGGGAGUGUUGAGCUUAAGCGGGAGGAAACUGAAGGAGUUCCCCAGGAGCGCGGCGAACCAGGACUUGACGGACACCACGCAGGCGGAUCUUUCCAAGAACCGAUUGGUAGAGAUUCCGGCUGAAGUUUGUUACUUUGUAUCAUUGGAGAGCCUUAACCUCUAUCAGAACUGUAUACGAAGUAUUCCAGAAGCCAUUUUAAACCUACAAUCUUUAACCUUCUUAAACAUCAGUCGUAACCAGCUGGCAACGUUACCUGGACAUGUUUGCAGUCUCCCUUUAAAAGUUUUAAUUGCAAGUAACAACAAGCUAAUAUCAGUACCAGAAGAAAUAGGGUUACUACGACAAUUAACAGAACUUGACAUCAGCUGUAAUGAGAUACAGACAUUACCACCACAGAUUGGAAACCUGGAGAUUUUAAGGGACCUAAAUUUAAGGAGGAAUCACUUGGUAACACUGCCAGAAGAGCUUGCAGAUUUGCCACUCGUGCGAUUAGACAUCUCCUGUAAUAAAGUGACAACAAUUCCAGUCUGUUAUCGAAACCUACGGCAUCUCCAAACAAUCAUUUUGGACAAUAAUCCCUUGCAGUCUCCACCUGCGCAGAUUUGCAUAAAGGGGAAGAUCCAUAUAUUCAAAUAUCUGAAUAUUGAAGCAUGUAAAAGCGUUCCAGACAUGCCAGAAUAUGAUCGAACGAGACCGGUCGGAUUCAGUUCAUGUCAAGAAGACUAUUUCACAGGCCGGCCAUAUGGAGCACUGGAUUCUGGCUUCAACAGUGUUGACAGUGGCGAUAAGAGGUGGUCUGGCAAUGAGCCCACAGAUGAGCUUUCUGAUCUCCCACAACGAAUGAGUGAAAUUGCGAAAGAGCAACGGCAGCGGCGAGAUAGUCAGUAUCAGGAGCAUCGAGGUGUACCACUCGUGACAAAUGGCCCAGUUGAACACGACUUGGAGCAGAUUGAUUACAUUGACAGCUGUGCCAUGGAGGAAGACGAAGAUGAUAUGCGAUUGCCAAAACGACUUGACUCCUCCAGUCUCAGCUCACAAUUCAUUGCAUACAUUGAACGACGACGGAUUAAUUAUGAUGCUUCACCGAUGAAAUCAAAGCAUGCUGGAAAUCCACAAAAAUGUGUAAAUGACAGGGGCUGGCUACAACAAAACAGUGUAUUUUCAGAAGCUGGCUUGUGCUCUCCACUUCCAUCUAGUGGCCACAAUGUGGUUUCAGAUGUUGAGUGCUCAGAAUUGGAGUUACAGAGGAGACGUGAGCAACUACUUGUAGAACGGACCAGAAGAGAGGCACAACUUGCUGCUCAGCAAUAUGAAGAGGAGAGAAUCCGAACUAAACAAAUUCCGAAAGAGGCUGUUCUUGACUUUGUGAGACUCCCCAAAUAUUUCCCUAGCAGACGAUCCCAGCAUACAGAUGAUAGCGCCUUAUUAGUGAAUGAAGAAAGACAGCCUGUGUCACCAUGUGCUUCUGUUACCCAAUCAUCUAUCAAUAUGGCUGCAGUCCAGUCUGUUCCUCCUUAUCCUGGUUCUUCUCCCCACUCUUACAAACAGCCCACACAUACUCAGCGGCUUGAGAAUUUCCUAUUGAGAGCGACCAUAAGAGAUGAGAUGAUAAAAGAUGGAAAUUCUUCCUCCUCCUCUGUUCUCCCUAGCCAGGACUCUGGAGACACCUUGACAUUGCAGAACCAGAAGCAAUGUGACGAUGAACAGAAAGUCUUGCAGCAGCUACGGAAGAACAUUGAAACACGGUUAAAGAUUUCUCUCCCAAGUGAUCUUGGAACAGCACUAACAGAUGGUGUUGUCCUCUGUCAUCUGGCUAAUCAUGUGAGACCACGGUCUGUGCCCAGUAUACAUGUGCCAUCUCCAGCUGUGCCCAAACUGACCAUGGCAAAAUGCAGACGAAAUGUGGAGAAUUUCCUGGAUGCUUGUAAGAGAAUUGGUGUACCACAGGAUCGAUUGUGUCUGCCCCUUCACAUUCUAGAAGAGAAAGGACUGGCACAAGUAGCCGUGACUAUAGAAAAUCUGCUUGAGCUCGCCCCUACCAAACAGCACCAUUAAUCAACUGCCUAAAGACUUGAAGCAAUGGGUACCUCUCACAAGAAACAAUGUAAAAGCACAAUUGAAUAUGCUUCAAGUUGGUCUCCAUCACAAUCACUUCUAUCACACUCCUCUUUACUAUCUACAUAACGACCUUGAGAAAGUCAGUUGCUAAAUGUGACAUUUUUUGAUGCUUUUUUUUAAAAAAGCAGCACUUAAUUUGUUUUCCAAUUUGGGAACUAUGAUAAAAAUUGUUUCUGUAACAUUUAAAAUGGGUAUACAUUGCAUUCAGUGAACAAAUGGGCCUAGAAACUAGUUCAUAACAUCUUGCUUUGUGACAGUCCAGUAAGUAGCUCUUCAAUUCAUUUUCUAUCUACCAUAAUUCAAUGUUUGCCUGGUGCCAGUAAGACCAUAUUUAUCAGGAAUACUCUGUCAUCUAAUACAUAAAUAGGAAUAAGAAAUAAUUCAAAAAUUACAAGUAGGUGGCCACUUCCUACAUGCAAGGAGGUCAGUGACAAAUGGGAAGCCAGGGAGGUAAAACAACUUGCACCUCAAUGGAAUGGAAUGGAAGGAUCUCCUUCAAACAGCCCCUUUUAUAAUGGAAGCUCCUGUACACCAGAUUCCUCAUCCUUGGCCUCUCAUACUGACCCAGCCAAGAAGCCCCCUCAUCUAAUUUAUCCUGCUCCUGGUUUCCUUUCUUUAGCAGCACACCCAGUAAAACAGCUGGCACCAGAGUGCAACUGACUAAUUUGAUUGGGGCAGUUGGCCUGUCAGUCUACUGACACUCUUUACAGCUUUAACUGGCUGUGGAGUAUCCAUCAGAGAGGAAACCAAAAAAUCAUAACCAGCAGCAAAGCCACUUGAGGAGUGGCCAGUGUAUCCUUUUAAUAUGCAUUUCCUGUCUGAUAGCGAGUAGUGUAAAAAUUUGCAUAAGCGCAUGAAUAUCUAGUCAGAAGCUUUUCUUCCAGAAUAGAAGUGAUGUAUUUCACUGAUAGCUAAUCCAGCUGUAAAAUGACAUAAGGAUGUUUCAUGGUGUUUCAAUGAGUUCAUUUUAGAAAUUAUGCACUGUACUCUUAAAUGGAUCAGUACUGUAUGAUUUAUUCCAGGUUUGGUACCGAGGGUUCCUUCGUUCUAGUUAUAUAUUUACUUAGGAAUUCCUUUCUGUUAACUUUAUGUAUUCAUUUUUGCAACACUGAGUGAUUUAAGUAUGCUGACAGAAUAUACUCUUCAUAUUAUAAAUUAUAUUCAUGCAAUAUACAUGUGUAUAUAUUUAUUCAUAGCACAUAAGUGUGAUAAUGCAAUCACUAAGUUAGCCAUAUUUGCAUAAUGUAGUGAUAAGCACUUUAUCAUGUGGCAUUGAUGAUGUCAGUCAAUUCAUGGCAUCAGAAGGUAACCUGUCUGUAGUAUAGGCUUGCUACAUGAAAUACAGCACAGCAUCUUCCACUACAUUGUCAACUUAUGUAUGCCCAGUUUUAUGAAUAGUAAAAUAUGGUGGGAUAGGGUCUGUGUCCAUUUUAACUUAUGUUGUGGCUUAAUUAUAGGUCAAACAUGAAAGAUACCCUUUAUGGAAUAAGUUGUGAUUUCAUUGUUUAUCAUGGUGGAAUCUCUCAAUGUACACUUGCAAUACUAAACCUAAAGUGUUCAAACUUAGAGAUCAUUGAUCCUGAAAUUCACUUUUAAAUUAUUUAGAUGCUCAUACCAAAAUUCUGUCACCAUUUUUAUCAAAGUGAUUUAUUUUCACACCAUUUUAACAAUUCACAGUGUUUUUUGCUUAAAACUUGGGAUGGAUUGUAGCCAUCAGAAAGGAUUUCUUUUUUUUUUAAUUAUGACUUGAACUGAAAAAUUUUUGCCUGCACUUUCUCUUUUUUUCUUUGUAAAUAGUUCCUUUUUUUGUGUAACCGUUCAUGUUUAGUUUCAACACCAACUUUGGUUCAAAUGAUGUUUUAAUUUAAGCUAUAUAUGUUUUUAUGAUUUAGUUACCAACCUAGUUCAUCGGUUUCCUUGUUUGUCAUUUCAUGUCUCUUAAAAGUAAAUAUCUGGUUUUUAAAAAACGGACCUUUUAAAAGUUAUUUUGGCAUUGAACACUGUCAGGACCAGGCUAAUAUCAUACACAAUGAAUUUGAAGUGAAAUGACUUGUACCAAGGCAGUUCCCUUCUAUUAGUUUUCAUCAGACAUGUUUUUCCUCUUCAAAAUCAUUGAGUAGCAGAAUAAUUAUUCUUGCUUACAAAUAACCUCUGAGAGAUCUAGGUCAUCUGAAACCACAUGCUAUGUACAUUACUGGAGAAGGAACCAUUUGUUUGUGGACCUGAUUCCGACUCAGAAACAGGUGGGUGGAGAUGGAAGCUGUGAGGGAAAAAGGGGCUGCAAAGAAUGACAGCUUGAGUGAGUAACAAAAUGGCAGACGGGAUAUAUAUGGAGAAUUGUGGGCUUAUUCACUUCGGUCAUUAGAGUGGAAUGUUUUGAAAAGGUGUGAAAUUUCAAAUUGAGAGAGACUGUUGUGUUAUAAUUCACAGAGCAUACAAAUUUAGCAUACCAGGAAAGGAAAUAAAUGCUGGUCUUGAUUGCAAUAAGAUUAAAGUACAGGAAAAAGGAAGUCUUGCUACAAUUAUCCAAGGUUUUAAUGAGACCAUAUCUGGAUUAUUCUGUGCAGUUUUGGUCUCCUUUUGGAAGGAUAUACUUGCAUUCAAAGCAUAACAUUAAAGAUUGACUAACUCGCUCAGCCAUCUGAUCCUAGGGACCAAUUGUGAGAGGUGACUGUACUGAAACGUGAAGGAUUCUGAAGGAGCUCGACAGAGUAGAUAAUUGAGAGAUUAUUUCUGCAGGCUGGUGAAUCUAAAACUUGUGGGUGUGGUCUCAAGAUAAGGGGCUCAAUCAUUUAGGACUGAGAUGAGGAGGAAUUCCUCAACUCAAAGGCUUGUGAUCCUUGAAUCUUCUGUCCAUAGGUUUGAGGAUCCUCAGUUGUUGAAUAUAUUUAAGGCUGGGUCACACAUUUUGGAGUUUGAAAAUAAUCAAAGGAUAUAGGAGUGGGUGGGAAAGUGGAAUUUAAGACCAUGGUCAUACUCAAUUGCAGAGAAAGCUUGAAGGGCUAUCUGGUCAUCUUCCUGUCGAACAGAAUGAGAUUUUAUUUUUCUUCCAGUUUUUCUUUUGGGCAGUGCAAUUAGGAGUAAAUAAGGAAUAGAAUGCCUUUUAAAAUUAAUUUUCAAUCACUAGUCUAACAGGAUAGUGCGCCAUAGCAAGGUGUUACCAAAAUUAUAUUCCCUAAUUGUUACAAUGAGCCAAAAGAGUUAAGGGGACAGUUAAUAUUUUACAAGCAAAUGGAUUUUUGCCUGUCAUAUUUUACAAGAUUGCACAGAAUGGAAGCAGCAGAGUUGCAGAUGGCAAAUGCUACUUACGUUACUUUUGACUAUCCAAUGUUCCCUCAACCAAAUGAUUAGCAAAUAAACCAACCUGAUUUAUUUCAGAUGGUUUAUAACUGGUAUUUCUUCUAAAGUUACUGUCAUUUUUCAGUUCCUGCAAUACUUUAGUUGUCUGCUGCCAGGUAAGCUGCUUCCAACACUUUUUGGAAAUGGUUUGUUGUUUUGAACACUGACAAAAUAAACAAAAAGGUGAAAAGUUAACUCCCAAACAAAAGGAGACCUGGCGGAGUAAAGUUUGCUGUAGUCAGUGUAUCAAUAACCACCUCAAACCAGAAUUCUGACACCUUUGAUUUGAAAUAAAACUCAUGCUAAAUUUGGAUAGUUAAUAGUGUUGUACAAGGUAGAAUCUUGAAUUUAGACUCAUUUUGUCUUUCUUUAAUCAAAUUCAUUUUGAAGAACUGUCGGCAGUACUGGUCUAAAAGGGUAUUUUUUUCCAUUCACCUACAGAUGGUAACUUACAAAUCUCGUCCACAAAAUGUAUGAGAUUUUAGAAAGAUGAAAUUUUAAGUCCUAUCUUGAUCGCUGAUCUGGCAGAAAAAACGUAAAGUCAGAUGUGGGCUCCAAUCUGAUACCAGCUUUGACUAUUUCUUAUUCUCUAUUCACUUACAAAUAUGUUGAUAGGUUAGAAUACAUUCAUCUAAUGAAAACAGUGACAACUUGAAAAAGCAGUUCAUAGUAAGAAUUUUGAAAAUAAAGCUGGAAGAUAUUUCAUUGAACAGUACUGUAUCCAGGUUAAGAUGUUUCAGCUCAUUUUAAAUACAGCAUUAGAUUCUAAUAAUUCAGAUUUCUUUAUAGGUUCCUUCAAAUGUAUUCCAUUGUUAAGUAAAUUUACAGUAUCUGUUGGAUUUGUCAAAAAAUACUUAGUAAUAAUUCAAACAUUUGAAGAUGCUCUGUUGUGCUUUUAUUCUAUAUUGGCAUUUUUUUUCACUCUAAAAAUAUAGUUUUCUAAAUUUCCAGGAUCAUUUCUAUCUGCCACUUCUAGAAAUAAUUAUGAAAUUUUAAGUGCCUGAUUUAACUUUUAUUCAAUAGGUGAUUCCAUAUUUCAUGAAUAGAAAUUCAUGUUCAAUUUUGAAAUUGGUUUGGUUUGGGUUUAAACUGACUUUGGUAUCAGAAUGGAAGUGAACUGAUUUACAUGAGAAAAGAUUCACAGGAAUGUUGUCGGGUUUGGAGAGUUUGAGUUGUAGCGAGAGGCUGACUUGGCUGGGGUAAUUUUCCCUGGAGUCUCAGGGGCAAAGUUACAGAGGUUUAUAAAUGAUGAGGGGCGUGCAGAGGGUAAAUGGACCAAGUCUUUUUCCCAGAGUAGGGGAGUCUAAAUCUAAAGGGUUCAAGAUUUAAGUUGAAAAGGGAAAAAUUUAAAAGGGACCCAAGGGGCAACUUUUACUUGCAAAAGGUGGUGCUUGUAUGGAAUGAGCUAGUGGUAGAGGCUGGUACAACUAAAACAUUUAAAAGACAUUUGAAUGGGUACAUGAAUAGGAAGAGUUUAGAGUCACAUGCUGGCAAAUGGGAUUAGAUUAAUUUUGGAUCUCUCGUCAGUUGGACCAAAGGGUCUGUUUCUGUGCGAUACGACUCUGUGACUCUGUGACUUUCUUUACUGCUCCCAGUAUUUUUGGUUGGAAGAGUUGAAACUGACAUUCUAAGACAAGAUAAUUUGCAAGCAAGGUAACCCAAUAGCUAAGAUACCGGACCCAGUACUUUAAUUUUUAAGUCUGUGGUGAACAUGCAGUUCAUUUGUUUUAUGUUUAUACACUUGUAAAUAUAUUUGCUUUUGUAAUUAUUCUCAUUGUAGUCAUUUGUACACAUUUUGGAUGUUAUGUGUACAUUCUUGUUCCUUUAAAAAUUAUAGAUGCCCUCCAGGGAGCCAAAGACCUCUUUCUAAGUGUUUUCUACAGCUAGAGAAAGACUGGAUAUGCAUUUUGAGCAUUGCUUUCUAUGGGAGACUUCUGUGGAAAACGUGGGGCCUUGAUUUUUUUUUGAUUAUAUCAUGUAGAUAUUUAUCAUGUAAAAAGGCAUAUUGUGAACUCCAGCUUUGCUGUAACUGAAUUCUUUGUAUAUAUGUAGAACACACAAUAUAUGGUUAUGAAUCGUUUGUAAUGAAUAAA
Molecule: messenger RNA, 7745 nt
Organism: Stegostoma tigrinum
Lineage: Eukaryota; Metazoa; Chordata; Chondrichthyes; Orectolobiformes; Stegostomatidae
Gene: lrch3
Product: leucine-rich repeats and calponin homology (CH) domain containing 3
Exons: 19
Coding region: 16-2250 (744 amino acids)
Molecular function (GO): protein binding
Source: RefSeq, a predicted model, not a curated record